AUGAGGAUCAAAAGCUUUGGACUUCUUUGUGUGUUGAUUCUGGUCUCCCAGAUGCUGCUAGCCAACUGUGAAAGACAGAAGGAAAGAAAAAAGAGAAGACAAGGCAUAGAAGACGGUAGAAAAAACCAAACUGAAUCUAACCAAGAAAAUGAAAGAGGGCGGAAGACAAAAGGAGGAAGAGCAUCUCCUAAAGGCAAGUUUAAAACCAAAGAAAAUGCUGAGUGCACCUGGGUAGUGACCGACAUGAAUGCUACUACUGUGCAUGUAGAGUGCAAGCAUGGUGACAGCGAGUUCUGGUGCGAAUUCUCUGGAGACCCUUCCACCUGUCCACAGUAUGCAUCAAACCAGAAAUCCUACUGGAAACAAGUCUCCCGAUCCCUAAAGAAGCAGAAGCAGAUCUGUCAAGACCCCAAAAGUGUCCUAAAAUCUAAAGUAUGUAGGAAAGGCCCACGAAGCGCUCAUCUCAAGUUGACCCGCUCAAGCCUACUAACGUCAGUGGGUCCUGCGAAAGGGAACACAAUUCAUCAUGCAAAAGAAGUUGUUCAGACUCCACCAGUUGCCUCUGUGACUGAAAAAAAGAGAGAACACAGUCCUCAAGACUGUGUUGAAGACAUAGAUUAUAUUGAUCAGAAAAAGGUGGCCGAGGAAUACUGUCCAGAAAGCCUGCUUUCUUUCUGCAACUUUUUUAUCACAAUGGUGCAAGACAAAAAAUGCUGA
Fulmarus glacialis (Northern fulmar) is the source of this 717-nucleotide messenger RNA. RefSeq names its product fibroblast growth factor binding protein 1 (gene FGFBP1). Lineage: Eukaryota; Metazoa; Chordata; Aves; Procellariiformes; Procellariidae. The coding region runs from base 1 to 717 and encodes 238 amino acids. Gene Ontology annotation, biological process: cell-cell signaling. Gene Ontology annotation, molecular function: growth factor binding. The transcript has a single exon. The record is from RefSeq and is a predicted model, not a curated record.